This is a messenger RNA of Penicillium bovifimosum, 696 nucleotides long. RefSeq lists its product as uncharacterized. NCBI's taxonomy places the organism in Eukaryota, Fungi, Ascomycota, Eurotiomycetes, Eurotiales, Aspergillaceae. The transcript has a single exon. The record is from RefSeq and is a predicted model, not a curated record. The coding region runs from base 1 to 696 and encodes 231 amino acids.
AUGAGGGCACAUAUACAAAGAAUUGAUGAUGCAGUUGCUCGAGGUGAUUCUGAUGAUGGAGGAGAGCCUUUAUUCCAUCCUGAUGUCGUUAUCUAUGGUAAACCACCACCUGAGGGGGAGCCAUUUGAACUAUCCUCUGCUUCUAUAGCAGAAGCAGAGGUCGUACGACAGGCAAAGGAAGUGCCAAUGGCGCUAAAAGAGCGGGCAGCUGUUCCUCAGUUUAUUUGGCCUUUGAAUUGGGAGCCUGCACCAAUUCCUGCGCCUGUGCCGAUUCCUUCCCCUACGCCGAUUCCUGCCCCUGCGCCGAUUCCUGUACCUGUGCUGAUUCCUGCUCCUACACCGGCCCCUGCAUCUAUUCCUACAUCGGUUCCUGCGUCGAUUCCUGCAUUGAUUCCUGCCGCUGCGUCGAUUCCUACACCGAUUCCUACCGCUGCGUCGAUUCCUGCAUCGAUUCCUACGUCUGCAUCUAAGUCUGUACAAAUACAGAGGACUCGAUCAAAGAAACCGACUCAGCAAAAGCAGCAAGUCUCUAAAUCUGCUUCUGCGCCUACUUCUACACCUACUUCUAUACCUGCGUCCGAGCCUGUACGACCGCAGCAGAUAAGGUCAACUCAGAGGAAGCGAUUGGAACCUACAGAUGUCGGUACACCUCCAGCACGUCGAACUCGGUCUCUUCUAGCAAGUAAAAAGGAUUGA